Scheffersomyces amazonensis is the source of this 631-nucleotide messenger RNA. RefSeq lists its product as uncharacterized. The coding region runs from base 37 to 507 and encodes 156 amino acids. The transcript has a single exon. NCBI's taxonomy places the organism in Eukaryota, Fungi, Ascomycota, Pichiomycetes, Serinales, Debaryomycetaceae. The record is from RefSeq and is a predicted model, not a curated record.
GUCUUACUCUAUUGUAAAUAGUAACCAUCACGAAACAUGAGUCUGGAUAACAAUUCCGAACUUAAAUCUACAGGUGAAAUACUUACAGAUCCUACGGGAUUCACUAAAUCAUUCGUAACUCAUUACAAAGAAGAUACUAACACUGAAAUACUAUUUCAUAAAUUAGAACUUGGAGAUCAAAUUAUUAUUAAUAUUCAAUUUAAUGGAAUAAUGGAUACUACAUUUGAACUUCCAUUAUCAUCUAAAUCAACUGUCAACUUUUUAAGCUCUAUACCGAAUAGUUUAGAUGAUCCUGGUGUUGAACCUGUACUAUUAGUUGGAAAUCAUUCUAAUUUAAAGAUUCUGAUUAUUGCAUCUCAAAUAGGUAAACUUAUUACAACAUCUAAUCAUCCUAAACCAGCAAUAUUAUCAAUUGGAUCUAAAUGGUUUGGGAAAUUCGAUGAAACUACUGAUGAUGAUUUUGAUAAAUUAAUGUUCAUUCUUGAAAAUAUUAAAAAGUUACUCUAGAACUUGUAUAUAUCUAUGUACUUUAUAAUGAUUAUAUAUAUAAUAUAUAUAAUAUAUAUCAACUAAUUUUUUUUGAACUAUUUUUUAACUUUCUUUUCUCUGAUCUUUAUUGGAACUAAUCUUU